Molecule: messenger RNA, 6416 nt
Organism: Prunus dulcis (almond)
Lineage: Eukaryota; Viridiplantae; Streptophyta; Magnoliopsida; Rosales; Rosaceae
Product: E3 ubiquitin-protein ligase listerin
Exons: 16
Coding region: 215-5938 (1907 amino acids)
Biological process (GO): rescue of stalled cytosolic ribosome; ribosome-associated ubiquitin-dependent protein catabolic process
Cellular component (GO): cytosol; RQC complex
Molecular function (GO): ribosomal large subunit binding; zinc ion binding; ubiquitin protein ligase activity
Source: RefSeq, a predicted model, not a curated record
CUCUAUUUAUUCUAUACCUUUCCGUACACGAUCUCGAGAAUCCUCCCCCUUCCCCUCCACUGAUACAGAAAUUACAAUCACACAAACGACGGUCUUCCUACCCGCGAAGCCACCAGUAAACAGCUCCAAAGCGGCGUCUUUUCAUUUCGCUCAAUCUAUAUAUAUUUUGACCGCACGCCGUCGUUUCAGCUUUGUCAUCAAGAAGUGAACAGGAAUGGGGAAACAGAAGGGAGAAGCCGCUAGGAGCAAGGCACGCCCUUCAAGUAGCAGUCUGGCGGCGUCGCUGGUGCCGUCGGGUUCUACUGUCUCGGUGGGCUUCGGCGGCUAUGUUGGCGGUUCUCGCCUCGAGGCUUCUCUUGCAACUGAAGAUUCAAAGCCCUAUUUGGAUGUAGAUAGUGAAUUGGCUCUACACUUGAAGAGGCUUGCAAGGAAAGAUCCCACCACCAAGCUUAAAGCUUUGGCAUCUCUAUCCACGCUGCUCAAGGAAAAGUCCACGAAGGACAUAAUACCGAUCAUUCCACAAUGGGCAUUUGAAUACAAAAGGCUUGUGGUGGACUACAAUAGAGAAGUUCGGCGAGCAACUCAUGAUACUAUGAACAAUCUUGUUACUGCUGUUGGGAGAGACUUAGCUCCACAGCUGAAGUCUCUGAUGGGACCAUGGUGGUUUUCUCAAUUUGACCCAGUUUCUGAAGUUUCUCAAGUUGCAAAGCGUUCGUUACAGGGAGCUUUUCCAGCUCAGGAAAAGAGAUUAGAUGCUUUAAUUUUAUGCACAGCAGAGGUUUUUAUCUAUUUGGAAGAAAAUCUGAGACUUACACCUCAAAGUAUGUCUGAUAAAGCAACUGCUUUGGAUGAAUUAGAAGAGAUGCAUCAGCAGGUGAUAUCUUCAUCACUUCUGGCAUUGGCUACACUUCUUGAUGUAUUGGUUAGCUUACAAGCAGCAAGACCAGGCACUGAAAACAUAACUGCUCAACCAAAACAUGCUUUGAAGGCUAGGGAAACUGCUAUUUCUUUUGCUGAGAAGUUGUUCACUGCUCAUAAAUAUUUUCUAGACUUCUUGAAAUCUCCAAUUUCUGCUAUCCGUUCAGCCACAUAUUCUGUAUUAAGUAGUUUCAUUAGAAACAUUCCUCAGGCCUUUAACGAAGGAAAUAUGAAAGCUCUUGCUGCUGCAAUAUUUGGUGCAUUUCAGGAGAAGGAUCCUGCUUGUCAUUCAUCAAUGUGGGAUGCAGUUUUGCUAUUUUCUAAAAGGUUUCCUGACAGUUGGACUUCCAUAAAUGUACAGAAAAUUGUACUUAAUCGAUUUUGGAAUUUUCUUAGAAAUGGUUGCUUUGGAUCUCCGAAGAUUUCUUAUCCAGCCUUGGUUCCAUUCUUAGACACUGUGCCAUCUAACGCAGUAGUGGGAGAUACCUUUUUGCUUGAAUUUUUCCAGAACCUAUGGGCAGGAAGGAAUACAUCCCACUCCUCAAAUGCAGAUAGACUAGCAUUUUUUGGGGCAUUUAAGGACUGCUUUCUGUGGGGAUUGCGUAACGCAUCAAGAUAUUGUGAUAAGGUGGAUUCCGUCUCUCAUUUUCAAGUAACUCUUGUUAAAAAUGUUCUGGUAAAGCUUUUGUGGCAUGACUACCUUUUCUCUAGUAGCUCAAAACUUAAGGAGAAAACCUUCUCCAGUUUAUCAGCAGAUUCAUGUGAAAGUGGCUUAACUUGCUACAAGAAGACAGUUGAAACAAUGAAUAUUAUGUACCCAAUGAGCUACUUGCAAGAGUUGGGGAACUGCAUUGUUGGGAUUCUUUCAGGCAUUUAUUUGCUCGAGCAUGAUCUGCUCACAGCUUUCUCUGCAGAAUUUCAGGAGAGUUGUGUGGGUUUGUUUCAUAAUGCUGGUAACUUGGAAACAGAAAGUGAGUGUGCUGAACGGGUUAAUCAAUUUAUAUCAUUACUUGGAGAAUUUGCAAUGCAGAAAGGUAGAAGUUGGCCCUUGUUUUGUCUAGUUGGACCAAUGUUGGCUAAGUCCUUCCCAUUGAUGAGAUCACAUGAUUCACCAAGUUGUGUGAAGAUUCUAUCAGUUGCUGUUUCUGUAUUUGGAUCGCGCAAGAUAGUCCAGCAGCUUCUUAUCCAACAUAAUCUUUCUUCUUGUAGUCAUUCGACUGAUGGGGGGGAUAAAGAAAUCGAGGCAGAUCUAUUCAUGCAGAUGUUCAAGGAAAGUAUUGUUCCUUGGUGUUUGCGUGGGAAUAGUUGCUCCUUAAGUGCUCGACUUGAUAUGUUACUUGCAUUGCUCGAUGAUGAAUAUUUCUCUGAACAGUGGGAUACUGUUAUCAGAUAUGCUACUAACGUGGAACACUCUGGAUCUGCAACUUCCUCUUUAGACUCUGACCGCAUAACCAUAUUGGCAAUGCUCUUAGAGAAAGCAAGAGAUAAAAUUGCAAACAGGAAGGAAGGAGACGUAUCCAUGGGCAACCCAGACCACUGGCAUCAUGAGCUUCUAGAAUCAGCUGCUGUUGCCGUUGCUUGUUCCCCUCCUGCUUUCGGAACUUCUAAUUCUCAAUUUGUGUGUACUGUUGUUGGUGGUUCAACAAAAGACAAUCAAACAUCUUUUGUGUCGAGAGAUGCAUUGGUCCUGAUAUUUGAGGAGGUUUUCAAGAAGUUGCUUUCUUUUAUUCUGGCUUCCUCCUUUACUUGGGUCAGGAAUGCAGGUCCUAUUUUGAGUCCCAAUCUAUUGACUUCUGGGGCGAACAAUAUUGGGCCGGAAUUUGAAAGCUCUGUCACGAUGUUUGAGAUGGCUCAGUUUGCUCUUGAAGUACUUGAUGGCACCUUAUUUUCCUUGAAGACACUUGGUGAAGAAAGUGGGCUGGUUUCAGUUAUCUUGUCUGCAAUUUUUUUAAUUGAUUGGGAGUUUUUGGUAUUAGUAACUAUAAGAGAUGAUUCCCCUGAUGAUGAAUCAAAGGAAAAAUUGAAGUCCAGGCUGGUAUUUAGUGAAUUGUUUCAUGCUUUUCGAUGUAAGAUAAGUAAUCAGUUUUGGAAAAGCCUCAGCUUACACAAUCGGCAGGCAUUGGGGAGUAGUUUGAUUCAGUGUAUGAGAUCUGCAAUCUUCAAUGAAGAUAAACUAGACACAGAAAAAUUCACAUCUUUGUGCUGCUUGUGGAUGCUUGAAGUUCUUGAUUGUCUCUCUCAGGAUCAGUAUGAGGAACAAAAUCUGUUAGACCAGCUUCUUUGCCAGGGUGAAAGAUGGCCUUUGUGGAUUGUUCCCGAUUUUAGUAGCCCAGAGAGAUUAGUUGCAAAAAACUUCUCUGCUGAUGUGCAUGACUUUGGCCAUCGAAAGUUUGUUUCAUUUAUUGUCAAGAUCAUCUCAGAACUUGGGAUUGAUAGAGUUGUUGCUGGUUAUGUAAAACAUAGUCGCCCUCCCUCCCAGGAAACAGCAAAUGAAGAGCGUACUCGAUCCUGGCUUGCUGCCGAAAUAUUGUGUACUUGGAAAUGGCCAGGAGGAUGUGCUGUUGGUUCGUUCUUACCUUCAUUGAGUGCAUAUGCGAAGAGUAGAAAUUACUCUUCCCAGGAGAGCUUGUUAGAUUUUGUUUUCAACAUUUUACUUGACGGUGCACUUAUUCAUGGAGGAUGUGGUGCACAGAAUUUUGUCUAUCUGGGGCCUGCUUCAAGUGAAGAAGUGGAGGAUAUUGAAGAACCUUUCUUGAGAGCUCUUGUAGCUUUUCUUUUAACUUUGUUCAAAGAUAAUAUAUGGGAAACAGAAAAGGCUAUGAUGCUAUUUGAACUGCUAGUAAAUAAAAUUUUUGUUGGUGAAGCUAUAAAUACGAACUGCAUGAGGAUUCUUCCCCUGAUUGUUAAUGUUCUUAUUCGACCAUUAAGUCAAAGAAGCAUCAGAUCUCAUGGCUCUAGUAGAGAUACCCAACCUGAUUCUUGGGAAAAUCGUGUACCUGAUAUUAUUGCAGGCUGGCUCCAGAAAGCUAUAUCAUUUCCGCCUCUGAUCACAUGGCAAACAGGACAAGAUAUGGAAGAUUGGUUUCAGUUGGUUAUAUCUUGUUAUCCUUUUAGUACACUAGGGGGCUUAGAAACCCCGACCCUGGAGAGAAAUAUCAGCUCUUAUGAGAGCACACUCCUACUUGAAUUAUUUCGGAAGCAGAGGGGUCCUGGUACAUCAACUGUAAUCAAUCAGCUUCCAGUUGUGCAGACUUUGCUUUCAAGGCUAAUCGUUGUUUCAGUUGGUUAUUGUUGGAAGGAAUUUGAUGAAGAUGACUGGGAGUUUGUGUUAUAUCAGUUAAGGCGCUGGAUUCAGUCGGCUGUUGUAAUGAUGGAGGAAAUUGCUGAAAAUGUUAAUGACACCAUCACUAGCAGUUUUACUUCUCAUAACCUGGAUUCUAUCCUUAAUAAGCUUGGGACAGUUCUUUAUAUUUCAGAUCCCUUUCCUAUAAACAUUGCCAAGAAUGCCCUUUUAUCAUUUUCUCUGUCUUGUGGACCUUUUGGUCUCCGACAAGCAGAAGAUGCAGAUAACAUAAACCCCUUGAGAAUGGAAAGAUGGGACCCCAUCAAAGAUCGAAUUUUAGAAGGUAUACUUAGGUUGUUCUUCUGCACCGGCAUUGCAGAGGCCAUUGCAAGUUCCUGUUGUGAUGAGGCUGCAUCUCUAAUUUCGUUGUCUCGAUUUGAACAUUCUCAGUUUUGGGAAUUGGUGGCCUCAAGUGUUGUCAACUCGUCAACAAAUGCUAGAGAUAGGGCAGUGAAGUCAGUAGAAUUUUGGGGGCUGAGCAAAGGACCCAUUAGCUCUUUGUAUGCAAUUCUCUUUUCUUUGAAAACCAUUCCUUUGUUGCAGUUCGCCGCUUAUUCUAUUAUUUCUUCAGAACCUGUUUUACACUUGGCAAUUGUUGAAGACAAAACUUAUUUGGAUGGUGUCACUAACAGUGAAGAAGAUUCAUCCCCUCAUAAUAUGUCGACAGAAACAAGCAUCCAUUUGAAAGAGGAAAUAUCUUGCAUGAUUGAAAAGUUACCGCAUCAGGUUCUUGAAAUGGAUUUGGUGGCAGAGCAAAGGGUACAUGUCUUCCUUGCAUGGUCUUUGUUGCUAUCGCAUUUGUGGUCGUUACCAUCGUCAUCACCUGCAAGGGAGAGACUGGUCCAGUAUAUUCAAGAUUCUGCUGAUUCAGUGAUAUUAGAUUGCCUUUUCCAGCAUAUCCCUCUAGGACUGGGCAUGGCACAUGUUAUUAAGAAGAAAGAUAUAGAGCUUCCUGCUGGUAUAGCAGAAGCUGCAGCUGCAGCAACACGUGCCAUAACUACUGGUUCAUUAUUGUUUUCUGUACAAUCUCUGUGGCCUGUUGAACCAGUGAAAAUGGCUUCGCUUUCUGGAGCAAUGUUUGGUUUGAUGCUUCGCAUUCUUCCUGCUUAUGUAAGACAGUGGUUCAGUGAUUUACGUGACCGUUCUACAUUAUUUGGAAUUGAAUCCUUUACAAGAGCAUGGUGCAGUCCACCACUCAUUGCAAACGAAUUAAGCCUGAUUAAAAAGAAUGAUCUUGCUGAUGAGAAUUUUUCCAUUAGCGUAAGCAAAUCAGCAAAUGAGGUUGUUGCUACCUAUACAAAGGAUGAGACUGGAAUGGAUCUAGUUAUCCAUCUUCCUUCAUCUUACCCAUUACGGCCCGUUGAUGUUGAUUGUAUGAGGAGCCUAGGCAUUAGUGAAGUGAAGCAGAGAAAGUGGUUAAUGUCUAUGUCGUCGUUCGUUCGUAAUCAGAAUGGAGCUUUAGCAGAAGCUAUCAAGAUAUGGAAGAGCAACUUUGACAAGGAAUUUGAAGGCGUGGAGGAAUGCCCUAUCUGUUACAGUGUCAUCCAUACUACAAACCAUGGCCUUCCUCGCCUUCCAUGCAGGACCUGCAAGCACAAGUUCCAUUCUGCCUGCCUCUAUAAGUGGUUCUCAACUUCUCACAAGUCAACUUGCCCUUUGUGCCAGUCUCCGUUUUGAACUUGGACAUCAAUCUGAAGCUUGGUCUUUUGCGUAUUUGCUAGUCUACUUACACAGAAGAUCUUGAUACAGUUGAUUCUAUAUAUUGAGCUCUCACUACCAUGCCUCCAUAUCUAAGUGCAGACAAGUUAUCAAUUUUGGAAUACUUCAUCUUGAUCGUGUACGUAAGAUCUGUAUCAAGGUGAAGGAGUUUGAUGCUUGCAGUUUAGCAAAACAUCUUCUAAUGGGAAGUUCUGAGAAAUUAUCUCCAAAGUAACUUUAUUUUUGAGGUAUCUGACUGUUUGAGAUUUUUCUUAACCAGAUUUGGUCUUGAGAUUGUGCUUAGGGCUUUUAGGUGAACAUUAGCUAUCAAUAGUUUUGAAUAUUAAUAUUUGUCGAAUCUUGCUUCACUUAGGAUGCCAACAGUCUACACAAGUCUGUAUAUUCAAAGUAAUCAAACAGUUCAUUACACAUGGUCCUUUCAGAGUUCUUCAUUCAA